Messenger RNA from Candoia aspera, 1053 nucleotides. RefSeq names its product transmembrane protein 86B (gene TMEM86B). The record is from RefSeq and is a predicted model, not a curated record. Bases 169 to 846 code for a protein of 225 amino acids. Gene Ontology annotation, cellular component: membrane. Gene Ontology annotation, molecular function: alkenylglycerophosphocholine hydrolase activity. The transcript is spliced from 4 exons. Gene Ontology annotation, biological process: ether lipid metabolic process. Lineage: Eukaryota; Metazoa; Chordata; Lepidosauria; Squamata; Candoiidae.
GAACACCUGGCAGCCAUGGAUAUCCUGGAGUUAGAUGUCCAAUACAAGCAAAAAGUUGCUGGCAAUGAGAACCAGGAGACUGGUCUUUCUUGGUUUUAAUAAGGAAGAUCUGCCCCAAACUCCUUGCAUGCUCUCCUCUCCACAUCUAGAGAAUGCAGAUUUCUUGGAAUGUCCUUGAUUCAAUUUUAUUUCUCAUGGAAGAAAAGGACCCUGCUGCUUAAGCUACUGCCAUUUUUGGUCUCCAGCACCGUCUACUUUACUCUUUUGCCCAUGGAGCCCAGCUUGCUGACCACUACUGUAAAGUGCCUCCCAACGCUUGCCCUGGCAUUCUUUGUGGCCACUCAGUUCAAGAGUGCGGGUGUCUUGACACCAUAUGCCCGGCGGAUUUUCCAGGGCCUCUUGUUCUCCUGUGUGGGAGAUGCCUGUUUGGUGUGGCCAAAGUUGUUCUUGGCAGGAAUGGGUGCCUUUGCCAUCUGCCACAUCUCCUACAUCUCAGCCUUUGGCCUGACUCCUCUUCGGCCUCUCACCUUCCUGGUCACUGAGGGUCUUGUGGCUAUUUGUUACGUCAUUAUCCUGCUGCCCUUUUUGUCAGGCAUCUACAUGUGGGCAGUGCUACUUUAUUCAGGCCUCCUUGGUAUCAUGGCCUGGCGUGCACUGGCUUGCUCCAAAGCCCUGGCUUCAAUCGGCAGCUUGAUCUUCAUCGUGUCUGAUCUGUUGGUUGCCUAUGACAAAUUCUGCAUCUCCCAUUCUCUUGCCCAAAUCCUGAUCAUGAGCACUUACUACCUUGCCCAAAGCUUGAUUGCCAUCUCAGUAACUUCCCAGAAAAUAUCCAGAAAGGAGAACUGAGCCCUGGAUUGGACUGCUGGGUUGUCCUUCAGGACCAAGAGAACCUCAGGCGUUCUGCCUCUCAAAUUCACGCAUCUCAAGUUCAACUAACUUCUGGAUGUGUUGGGACUACAACUCCCAGGAUUCCCAGCUAGUAUGGGCCAACAACUGUGAAAAAUCAGCAGCAGUUGUAUCCAUAACCCCCAGCCAAUGUGGGCUUUGUGGAUU